GGGCAGCAUGCUUCCUGUUAACUCAAAUGACCAACUAACCCCAUUACUGAGAUUAAAUAUUGAAAAUCUCUCGGGCGCGUAACUCGUUGGUCGUUACUUAUGUAUGUUGUUGUGGUUGGUCAUGAAGUUUUCUACCCUCUUCCACACUGUAUGUACUCAUAAGCUAUAUCAAGAGAUAAACAUAACAAUCUUUUAUUUAGUGAACCGCCGUUAUAAAUAUUUUUUGUGCAUUUAGCCUUUAAAGACCAUUUCAACAACAAAUAUUAUUGGUGAAUCGUUCAGGGUUGACAAAUUCACCUUAGGCCCGUUUUUAGGAGUUUUUUCUGUCUCAUGGAGGGAAUCUUAUUGGUACUCUUGAUGGAAUGAAAAGUCAAACACUGAUUGAAGGACUAUUCUGAGAACUUCCGAGUAACCAGUCCUUAAGUCGGUUCUCUACCAAACUUUGUAUUUUAUUCAUGACUGCCCUUUAUUGGAGUAUAUUUUCAAGGUUUCGUGUUAAUUUUAAUCAUUUCAAAUGCUUGACUGCAACACCGUCCAGAUCAGCGAAUACAAAACAAUUAAAACACCCCAAAAGGAAGGGCGAUAAUCUGGAACCUGUUGCUACAUCGGGUGGUAUGUCUGACUAUGCAAAAUCUGCAAACAUCGUAAAGUCAAAGGAUCUGCUUGGUGAUUUUAUUAAAGAAUAUCGUUUUGGUAAUGACGCACCAUCAACAGCAUUUGUUGAUCUUCCUUCACCGGCUAAUGUAAAUAUUUUCACUCAUCAAGAUGUCCUACCUGCUGAUUCUUGUAACUCAUUAAACCCCAUUUUUGAUGCCGUUGAGAAUUUGGAAGCCUCAAUUUUCAGUUGUGGUCUUCCAAACAACCAGUUCGAAGAAUGGUUAAAGUGGACUGUCGAAAAGAAAAUGUGGAGUUUUCCGAUUAAUAAUGAACAAGAUUGGGAUUCCGAGUUAGAUGUACCCUUUUAUGAACAUGUAUUUCUGGAGAAUCAUCUAAACAAGGAACAUCUCAAGUGUAAACCAUUGGCAUCGUUCUUGGAACUUGUCUGCACUGGUCUUUCGAAAAACCCAUAUUUUAGUGUUGACGAUAAAAAGCAACAUCUUGAGUGGUUCACACAGUUCUUUGACGAUAAGAUAACGCGAAUAAACGCUUCCAUAAAAGAAGAACAUAUGGCUAAUUUAGAGGAAAUUUCUAGAGGAACUUCGACAUAAUCUAAUAAUUUUUACUUUUCAAAUAAACCAUUCCCUAGGAAAAUUCUUAGAAUUUUUUAUGUUUUACAAUAAUGAUUUGCUCAUUACUUUAUAAGUACUAUAAACGUCAGUGUACAUAUUCAGACUUUUAAUUGGUAGAAUAUAUGUGUCGUAGUCGUUAUUAAACAUGAAUAUUCCCAGUUUUAUUGUCGAAAUACUAGUUAAGGACUUCUUUCCUAAAGUGACGGUCCAAAAUCAAACUCUCGUUUAGGUGUAUCAAAUGAAGCUAUAUUUAUUCUAAACUAACCUGUUACCAUGACUUUACAUUAAUGUGUCCAUUUCCUACUGGGUAGCUAGUAUAGUAAUAUGUUAUUGAAUAGAACUGAUUAAUUUGUAAUUAAUUGCACUGGCUGAGAAAUCAGUUUUUGAAUUAAAAGAAAAAACGAUCAUCAUACAAAGCUUGGAGAUUUUAGAUGACACACGAAAAUCGGGUGCGAUUUAUUAUUUAUUUGAACACAUAAAUAUUGGUACAUGAGAGCGCCAAAUAUAUAUGCGCCACACAGAACAAUGAGAAUUUGAAGAGAAAGAAAAAAAGAUAAGGAGCGUGAAAAAAGGCACAAUAACGAAGAGGUUGGUGUAAGGUAGUGUAGUAAUAAUCAUAAUAAUAAUGAGGGAACGAAAACGUACAAUCAGAAGAAAUCUUUCAGUUAAGGGAGACAACCAAUUAUUAUGAAGAAAGUAAAAGAAGGUUACAGCAGGAUCGCCACUGGCUUCUAUUCUGAGCCAUAUAUGAUAACGUCUCUAGCCACUGUGUAGCACCAUCUCUCGGACCUCAACCAGGGAGUCGUGAAGGACCGACAGAAGCCAGUCCUUUGCAGCUUUCUUUCGUACCACGACACCAUGUCAUGCACUGACCACCUCUCCGCUUCUUCCAACCAGUCCCAGAGUCGGCAAAUAAUGCACGACGUGGAAUUCUC
This is a messenger RNA of Schistosoma haematobium, 2164 nucleotides long. RefSeq names its product 28S ribosomal protein S31, mitochondrial. The record is from RefSeq and is a predicted model, not a curated record. The coding region runs from base 456 to 1208 and encodes 250 amino acids. NCBI's taxonomy places the organism in Eukaryota, Metazoa, Platyhelminthes, Trematoda, Strigeidida, Schistosomatidae. Gene Ontology annotation, cellular component: mitochondrial small ribosomal subunit. The transcript is spliced from 9 exons. Gene Ontology annotation, molecular function: structural constituent of ribosome.